CAUACAUUUCUGGGAAACAGCGUUGUUGUUCAGGUUUUUGUUCCAUGAUCAUGGCUCCAUCUCUCACUGUAGUACUUCUGGGUCAUACAGGAGUGGGUAAAAGUGCUUCAGGAAAUACCAUUUUAGGAAAACCAGCUUUUAAGUCUGAAAACUACUUUGACUCUGUCACAACUGAGAUCUCCAAGGAAUCAGGAAAAUUGUUUGGGCAAGAAAUCAUUGUGAUUGACACUCCAGGUAUAUUAGAUUCACUUGAAUUAACAAAAGAGAUAGAAGCCAUCUGUCAGAGUCUGACAACAGAAGACAAGCCUCGGAUGUUCCUAGUGGUGGUUCAGAUUGGUCGAUUCACUGAUGAGGCGAAAAAAGCAGUUGAAGAAUCAAUCAGAGUAAUUGGAAACGAGGAACUGAAAAACAGCUACAUCCUCUUUACAAAUGGAGAUUCCCUUAAUAACAAGACACUGGAUGAUUUCAUAAACCGGCGACCAAACGGUCCACUUGUGCAACUUGUCAAUAAGUUUGCAGGGAAACAUCAGUUCAACAAUAAAAAUGGAGGACAGGAGCAAGUCCGAGAGCUUCUGAAGAAGUCAGGACACUUCAACUUGAAUGAUGAUUCCAUGGCAGUGAGGAGGAUCAUCUUACUUGGUUGCCCAGGAGAUGGUAAAAGUGCAUCAGGAAACACCAUCCUUGGAUCUAAUCAUUUCGUUUCAGCUAGUAACUUUACAGCGGUCACUACAGAAAGUGCAUCUCAAUCAGCCCCAGUGGAUGGCCGUAAUGUCACAGUGGUCGACACUCCAGGGUUUAGUCAGAAGGUUCUGACUCCCACCAAGCUGUAUAAAGAGAUAGUGAAGUCAAUACAGAAGGCAGAUCCAGGUCCACAUGUCUUUGUUAUUGUAGUUAGAAUAGGCCGAAUCUCUGAAGCAAACAUUAAACUCUUUGAAAUGCUGCCAGAGCUCUUUGGUAAGAACUGUGUCAAGUACACAAUGAUCCUCUUUACAUAUGGAGAUCUGUUGAACGGUCAAUCGAUUUCUGAUUUGAUCAAGACUGAAGAGUCUAUAAGAAAACUGGUCCAAAUGUGUGAUAAUAGAUACUGUGUGUUUGACAACUCACAGAAAGCAAACAGACAGCAGGUUGAAUACUUUCUGAAAAAAGUUGAUGUGAUGGUUACAGCCAAUGCAGACAAAGAUUGCUUUACUGCUCAGAUGUUUCAUGAUGUUCAGGGAAAAGGAAUGACACGUCACUCAAUGUGGAAUACAUUUGUAGAAUGGUUUAAUUGGCUGCUUGAGUGGUUGGAUCGUUGCCGUCAGAGGAUGCUUGAGAAACUGGCAGAACUGUGCACUUGUCAAAUAAAAUGCUGUUAUGCAGCUCAGGGAACUGUACUGAAGACUUAUUUGUAAGUCUAAUGAGUUUGACUUAAUCACUUUAAAAAAGUAUUCUUAUAGACAGCUUAAGGUAACUGAAUUCAUAUUAAAUAUAUAUAUUGUACUGUAUUAAACAUGUUCCCUACAACAUCAUAAUUUACAAGGUUUCUGAAAUGUUUUGUUUAGAAAACAGAUUUUUUUUUUCUAGGCCUUUAAAUUUUUGUAAAUGGUAAAUGGUCUAUAUUUAUAUAGCGCUUUUACCAAAGCGCUUUACAUACAUUCACACACUGAUGGCAGAAGCUGCCAUCCAAGACGCUCAACUUCGACCCAUCAGGACCAAUUAGGGGUUCGAUGUCUUGCUCAGGGACACCUCAACAUGAGCUCCCCGGGCGGGGAUUGAACCGGCAACCCUUGGGCUACAGGGCGCCCACUCUUUGUAAAGUGUGUCUUUGAUUGUUAAUUGCCUAAUGUAAUCAUCAUGAAGUUUUGUCUCAUGUAACAAACAUUUAUUUUAGCUCUAUUCUGGAGAUGAAUUUGGACUGCAUGUUAAUAUGAAUAUUUUGUCUGAUUAAACUGAUUUCAGAUAAAUGAAAUUGUAUCUCUGCUUGAUGUAGAUAUAGAGGAAGAAAUUUGGUGGUAAAAAAAACAUCUGGAAUGAUGGUGAUCAGCAAUCAUGUAAGCAUUUGGUAAAACUAAAACUUGGAAAAAUAAAAAUUUGCAUAGCACAUUUCAUAUACAAGACAAGUGCUUUAUAUAAAACAUUAAAAGCAUUACAGCGGGGAUGCAGACAAAGCAAUAAAAGGAUAUACCAGAAACAAAAUCAUAUUGAGCCAUUGCAAAAGU
Melanotaenia boesemani (Boeseman's rainbowfish) is the source of this 2198-nucleotide messenger RNA. Its product is annotated as GTPase IMAP family member 8-like. Bases 45 to 1391 code for a protein of 448 amino acids. NCBI's taxonomy places the organism in Eukaryota, Metazoa, Chordata, Actinopteri, Atheriniformes, Melanotaeniidae. The transcript has 3 exons. The record is from RefSeq and is a predicted model, not a curated record. Gene Ontology annotation, molecular function: GTP binding.